This is a messenger RNA of Tachysurus vachellii, 2867 nucleotides long. It is a transcript of the gene ncf4, whose product is annotated as neutrophil cytosolic factor 4. Gene Ontology annotation, molecular function: protein binding; phosphatidylinositol binding; superoxide-generating NADPH oxidase activator activity. The record is from RefSeq and is a predicted model, not a curated record. NCBI's taxonomy places the organism in Eukaryota, Metazoa, Chordata, Actinopteri, Siluriformes, Bagridae. Gene Ontology annotation, cellular component: NADPH oxidase complex. Gene Ontology annotation, biological process: superoxide anion generation; respiratory burst; phagocytosis. The transcript is spliced from 10 exons. The coding region runs from base 99 to 1166 and encodes 355 amino acids.
GUUUCAGCAACAUCUGGCAACCUUCCGGUUGGUCGGCAGUUAAAUGACAGCGCGAGCAGUAAGAGUUGUUCCCUAUAUCUCUACUGCACGACUUAAUCAUGUCGCUCCCACGACAGCUGAGAGAUGAAAGUGAUUUUGAGCAACUGCCACACAACGUCCCCGUGAGCGCCACCAUCGCAGACGUCGACGAGAAAAAGGGUUUUAUUGUCUACUAUCGCUUUGUAAUCGAGGUGAAGACUAAAGGAGGCAGUAAGUACCUGAUCUAUCGCAGGUAUAGUGAGUUCUACACCCUGCAUCAGAACCUGGAGCAGAAGUUCUCCCCAGAGUCUGCGUCAGGACCCUACACCGUUACACUGCCCACUCUACCAGGCAAAGUGUAUGUGGGCAACAAACAGGAAAUAGCAGAAAACAGGAUCCCGGAGCUCAACACAUACAUGAAGAGGUUGCUGUGUUUGCCUGUCUGGGUUCUUCUGGACGAUCUGAUCCGAAUGUUUUUCUAUCAGACGGAAUACGACAGCCUUCAGGUCCCCAAAGCACUCCGGCGUCUUCGGCCCCCGACACGCAAAGUAAAAACUGAGAAACAGCCCAAGACAGACCUGCUCUCUUCCCCCAGAGCCGAGGCCUUGUUUGACUUCAAUGGGAACGGGCGCCUGGAGCUGAGCCUGAAGAUGGGAGAGGUGAUCUUUCUCCUGCGCAGAGUCAACGCCGACUGGCUAGAGGGCACAGUUAAAGACAGGAUAGGCAUUUUCCCUGAGUCGUUUGUAAAGAUCAUUAAGCCUCUACCUGACAGUGACUCGGAUGAAGAGGGCGGGGCUUCCAAGAAAAAAGAAGGUCCAGGUUCUUACAGCUGCCUGCACUGCUUCAUGAUGCACCCUGAAGGUGUAGAUGAAAGGGAUGUGUGUGUAGAAGAAGACCUUUCCACCCAGCCAUCGUACUUUGACCUUCUUGAACGCAUGAGGGAGGUGUUUCAGGUUGAGGACAUUGCACUAAACUACCGUGACUCUGAAGGAGAUCUGGUGCGCCUCCUGGAUGACGAGGACGUGGUCCUCAUGAUACAAGAGAGCAAACGCCAUGGGUCAAAGGUCAAGAGGCCCGUCAACCAGUAUCCAUGGGAACUUUGUGUCACUCAUUCCAAUAAUCUGACUGUAUACAACAACGAGUACUGAAGGGUGUGUGUGUGUGUGUGUUGGCUUGUGUGUGUGAGUGAGUGUCUGUGUGUGUGUGUGUGAGUGUGUAUGAGUGAGUGUCUGAGCUUGUGUGUUCACAUUGCCUAUAAAUGAAGAUCAUUGAGUAUGUGUGCAUGUGUGUGCGUGCAUGUUUGUGUGUAUGCAUAUGUGUGUGGGUGGGUGUGUGCGUGCACGUGUGUGAGUGUCUGCCAAAUGCCAGAAAUGUAAAUGUGUGUGGUGUGUGUGUGUGUGUGUGUGUGUGUGUAUGUGUGUGUUGACUUUUGCAUGUGUGUGUCUGCCAAAUGGCGUAAAUGUAAGUGUUUGUGUGUGUGUGGGUGUGAGUAUGUGUGAGUGUGAGUGCGUGUAUGUGAACGUGUGAGUGUGUGUGCAUGUGUGGGUGUGCAUGUGUGUGCAUGCAGGGGUGUGUGUGUGUGUGUGUGUGUGUGUGUGAGUGCGUGUGUGUGCAUGCAUGUGAGUGUGAGUGCGUGUGUGUGAACAUGUGUGAAUGUGUGUGUGAACGUGUGUGUGAACGUGUGAGUGUGUGUGUAUGUGUGGGUGUGCGUGUGUGUGCAUGUGUAUGUGCAUGUAGGUGUGUGUGUGAACGUGUGUGUGAACGUGUGAGUGUGUGUGCAUGUGUGGGUGUGCAUGUGUGUGCAUGUGUAUGUGUGUGUGCAUGUAGGUGUGUGUGUGCGUGUGUGAACGUGUGAGUGUGUAUGCAUGUGUGUGGGUGUGUGUGUGUGUGCACGUGUGUCUGCCAAAAGGCAUAAAUGUAAAUGUAAAUGUGUGUGUGUGUGUGUGCGUGUGUGUGUGUGAACGUGUGAGUGUGUGUGUGUUUGUGUGUGUGUUCACAUUGUCUAUAAUGAAGAUCAUUCACUUAGGUUUGUGUGAUGCUACAUAUGUCAAAAUCCAUCGUCAUUCUCGCUAGCUAGCAGAACGACUAGCUCAGAGUUCAUAUUUCCAGUUGCCUAGCAACAGCGGGGCCUAUUAUUUAGAUGUAAUAAUUACAACCUGCAAAAAUUCUUAGAUUCCUGAAGUAUUAAGAUAUUUAUACAUAGCUUGACUUCCUCCUGCCCCAAAGGUUUGGUUUCAUAUUUCACAGAAGACUUUAUACAGAAAAAUCAUCCCACUACUGAGAGCAGCCUGCUCGCCAGAUCCAUCAUUAAUCCCUCCACUGUCUCAAGUCAUGUGACGAUGAUCAAGUAUACAAAUCACUUUCACAAAAUUCAGCCUGCAAGUCACUGAUCCCAUGUACUUGCCCCAUGUGUGUUUGUGUGUGUGUGUGUGUGUGUGUGUGUGUGUGUGUGUGUCUGAUUAUGUGUGUGUGUGUGUGUGUGUGUGUGUGUGGAUGCCCACUUUGUGUGCAAACCUUCUAAUUUCACUUCCUUUCCAUGGAAUAAUUACAACAGAAAGUUCUUGAAUAUUUCCUCUGCGACAGAGCAUGUGGGCUCACACACACACACACACACACACACACACACACACACACACACACACACACACACAAACACACUAACACACACCCACAAUAUCAUCAGAAGUGCCAAAAAUGACACAAUACAUUUCAUGUAUUUUGCUUAUGUGGAUUAAAUAUAAGUUGCUAUAUUAAUGUCAGCUUGUGAUUGUUGUUCUUUUACACAUUUUAACAGUGUUAAUAAAAUUAUCUAUAUAUUAAAUAAAUAAAUAAAUAAAUAAAUAAAUGCU